Molecule: messenger RNA, 4222 nt
Organism: Caenorhabditis auriculariae
Lineage: Eukaryota; Metazoa; Nematoda; Chromadorea; Rhabditida; Rhabditidae
Source: the annotation of a GenBank genome assembly
AUGGUCGUGGAAGUUCCUUUAAAAGAGAAGUUGGACGAAGUUGACGUUUUCCUUGCAACUCAAGAUGGACAAGUUCAACGUGGCAAAGAUCCGAAGUUUUGUCGGCAUGGCGCACGGCAGAAAUGUACGCAUUGCUUGCCCGUUGAUGUGAGUUCUUUUAAUAAUUAUUCCGUUCAUAAAAAUGUCUUUUCAGCCCUAUGAUGAGGAAUACUUGAAAGAGAAGGAGAUAAAACACAUGUCUUUUCACUCGUACAUCCGAAAACUGACAGCUGGUCAUGGAAAAGGAACACAUUUGAAGAAACCGUUGGAGAAUCUGCGGUUAGUUUGUAUUAGAUAUUUAUAAAUUUACUUGAAUUUUCAGAUGUUCUAUUGAUCUGGAAUGCACAGCGCAUAAGACAUUCCCAAAAGGUAUCUGCACGAAAUGCAAGCCUCCAGUGGUCACUUUGAAUCGGCAGGUUGGAUAUUUUUUCAAAGAUUGGAGAUAAUUUCAAAUAUUUCAGAAAUAUCGUCACGUUGACAACGUGCAAAUCGAAAAUCAAGAGCUGGUCAACUCAUUUUUGAACUACUGGAGAGUUUCUGGUCAUCAAAGACUCGGUUUUUUGAUCGGAAAGUAAGAAUAGAGAAAGGAAACAGUUGGUAAAGAAAAGAUUCAGGUAUCAGCCGUUUUCCGACGUUCCACUGGGGAUCAAAGCAACGGUUGCGGCGAUUUACGAGCCUCCACAGACUUCGAAAUCAGAUGGCGUCGCGUUGCUCAACGAUCCAAAUGAAACGGUUUAUCCUUUUUGUUUUAUGCGUAAAGUUAUAAAAUUGAAUUCCAGGAGGUUGAUAAGCUCCUCUCUUGGCUGGGUCUCCAACGCGUUGGAUGGAUAUUCACGGACCUUUGGACGGCCGACAGAUCCGAAGGAACCGUUCAUUGCACCAGGCACAAGGUUUUCAAUUAUCCAAAUCGUUUUACAUAUUAGAAAAAAAUUAUAAUUACCAUGAAAAAAACUAUUUUUAAAUAAACUGUAUUUAAAUAAAAUUAAAAAUUUUUUUAUUGAUUCCGAUUACCCUUAUUUUUUCCAGGACUCAUACUUCUUGAGCGCCGAGGAAUGCAUCACGGCCGGAAAUCUUCAGAAUAAAUUCAAAAACCUCACCGAAUACUGUACUGACCGUUAUUUCGGGUCAAAGUUCGUGACGAUUGUCGCCAGUGGCGAUGAAACUCUCCACGUUAACUUCCACGGUUACCAGGUAAAUUCAAUACAAAAUAACAGUGUUUUUUAUAACUUUUUUCUUUGAGAGCUGUGAAAAUUUUAAGAGUUUUCAAUGGGCUAGGCGCAGACUUUUUCUGCGCCAUUCGGGUUUAGGCUGAGUUGGAAAAAAAGGGGCGUUUCUUUAAUUUCAAUUAACUUUAGGAUUAAUUUUAUAGAAGAUUUUUUUUUUGGUUCAUAGCUCUCCCGUUGGAGGUUUUUUUUUACUUUACUCUUAGGAAUUACUUGAAAAUUGGCCCUUUAUAUACCAGAAACAUUCUGAAAGUCUCAACUAGCACAAGAAUUUAGCUUUUCGAAAAACCUUCGGAAAUUGCCUAUUUUUACGUAUUUUGAGAAGUCCUUUCUCAUAAAAAAAAAUUUUGCAAGCUGAAACCUUCCGGAUCUUGAUUUGGAACAUCAAAGAGUAUUCUGAUCGAUUCUCAGUGAAUUCACAACCCAAAAUGAGUUCACCUUCCUUGUCAGGAGACCUCAUUUCUUUAGAAAAAAAAGAUUUUUGAUGAAGUGGUUUUCAUUUUUAGGCGAUGUUUUCUUCAAGAGUAUUUUGAAAUUUCAUCACUUCUAGGUCUCGAACCAGUGCGCGGCGUUGGUCGACGCCAAAAUUCUCUGUCCGACUUUGUACACCCCCGAACUUGCUUAUAUUCGAGAGAAGCCACUUUCUGAAACUCACUACAUCACUGAUGUUCAAUAUACGGUGAGAUUUUAGAUCAAAAGAUUCUCUGAAUAUUUUUUUGCAGGAGAAAAACGAGUAUGGAGCCGAAGUGCAGCGAAACGGACGGCCACUUCCUGUCGAGUAUUUGCUGGUCAGUUUUUUUUUGAACUUACAAAGAGGUCAUAUUUCGCGGUUAUGAAUUCCUUAAAAAUUGACUAGAAAACUUUUUUAUGUUCCAAAAAGGUCUUUAAAUUCUCAGCCUACACAACUUCCUCGUUUUUGAAAAAAGAGGGCUAAAGCUUCAAAAUAGUCCAUUUUUAUUUUUAUUUUUUAGGGGAGUUUUUUUUUUUACUUUGAGGAUCUCCUUUUUACAAAACAGAAAGCUGUGUAGAUUAGAGUUCUCAAAACCGAACGUUCAAAAAAUGACCGUUUGAAAAAAAAAAUGAACUUUUUCAUUUUUCGAUAGUUUAGGAUAUAUCAUUUUCAAACGUUCAACCAAAAAGUUCGAAAAUCGUUUUCUUAUAAUAAUGAACGUUUGCUUUUCACAUAAAAAAACGGACGUUCGUUUUUUGAACGAACUUUUUUGAAAGGGAAAAUGAACGUUCAUUUUGGUUGAACGUUCAAAAGCAAACUUUAACCAAAAGUUUGGUUUCAACAUUUGUUCGAAAAUGUUUGGUUUUGAGAACUCUAGUGUAGAUGGAUCUUUUCGUGGUACCUCAAAAAGUAUUAUGGCCAAUUUUCAUAAAAUUCCAAAAAAAAAAAGUGAAAUAUUCUUCCUUGUGAACUCUUCAGUUUCAAUUUUCUCUUACAAAGCUAAUCUUCUGUUUCAAGGUCGAUGUCCCCACUGGAAUGCCCAAAGAGCCGCAUUAUACUUUCGUCGUGCCGAAAACGAUCGACUUCCACGUGGAGAAUCGCAAAGAAAUCGGACAGUUCCAGGUUUUUCGAAUGAUUUUUCAGCGCUUCAAAGAAAUUAUAAAAUUUUAGGGCGGAGGAAAUCUUGCGGAUUAUUGCGCCGCCUUCAGUAUGAAUCAGUUUCUGGAACAAGCCACGAAUUUCCACUUUUUGUUGUUCUUGAUGACAAAUGAGAUGCUGAGAAUCGGCGACGAUGCGAUGAAGGUUAGUUCAUGAAUUGAAAAAAAUCCGUCCUAAUUUAAAGUUUUCGCGUGACCUCUAAUUUGAACCUAAAGAAAUUUUCACUGUCUUUUCCCAGAAAUCGACCGAUUUUUUCAUAUAGCUAAGGAACUUUCCGACGAAGACACUUCUCCUUUUACUUUCUUUCUUUUUCAAUUUAUUUUCUUGUUUCUUCGUGUUUCCAUUUUGCUAUUAUUCACAGAACGCCAUUCAAAAAGUGGGUAUUAUGAAAGGAAACGCUGGGAAAGAAUUUGUCGGAAAAAUCCGAUUUGAAUAAAUCGGAUAAGUCGCCAUUGGAAAAUUUGCUGAUUUAAAUUAAUAGCACCACAAAAUCACGUAGUCUUAUCAGAAAAGUUCUUUUUUUUGGAAAAUUUCUCACUAUAAGUUCAACACGACUUUUGCAGAGAUUGUGCGACGCCGUGGUGAAGCAGGACCGUGGAGAAGCCAUGGACUGGGCCAAGGGUUGCGAGGAUUGGCAUCAGCUCGUCGCUUUGUCUCACGCUCAGUCCGAUCGUUAGUUUUUCAACUUUUCAUUGUUUUUACAGGAUCCGUAGUAGAUUUGUAAAUGAUGCAAAACUUAAAGCCGCUAAUUUAGAAAAUGUUCCUUGACAGAAGUCGAUUUCGUCGUAAAGACUUGCAUUAAAAUACUGAAAAACCAAAAAACUUAUCUUAUAACGAUUUAAAAAUGUUUUUUUGCGGUUUUCCGAAGGGUAUGGUGGCAUAAGAGAUGGGCCGAAACCCGUAUUUUUCGAUAUCACUUUUCAAAAAUAUAAUUUUGAAAUGAUUUGAAAAUUCAACCAACAGACUUCACGUGCUAACCGUCGAAAAUAUCAAGAGAAAAUAUCCUCUAUCGCAUUAAUAUCUCGCCUUUAAAAUUCAAAAGCUGUGUUUAUUUCUGUGAGCUGAUGUCAGUGGUUCUGCGCUUCAAAAAAAAAAUUACGGAUUUGGAUUCAAAUUUUUUUUUUUAAGUUCCCCUUCAUCCAUCUCUGUAGGGCAGCCGUCAUUUUGGCUUGAGAACUACCUCCUGUUUUCGCCAGAAAUCAGAAUUGAAUGUGUCUCAUCUUCUAAUCGUUCAGAGAUGCCGAUGAACGAGGAAAGCGGGAACACGUCGUGGUCCUGCGGCCAUUGCACCUUCGAGAACGAGGUCGGUCGUCCCGACUGCGCCAUGUGCGGACUCCCGUCCACCGCCUGA